CUCUCCACAUCUUAAGCCCAUCACCUCCCUCCUCCCUUCCCCUUUAUGCCCUCUUAACUCCUCUCCGUCACCACCACCACACACUCCUCUCUCUCUCUCUCUCUCUCUCUCUCUCUCCCCAUGGCAGCCAAGUCUUUCCAAUCCAUACGCCACAAUCACCACUCACCCCUCCUCCACCACCACCAUAUAGACAAUGCUCCCUCCACCUUCUUCCUUAAACCGACCACCACAAACACCCUAACUUCUCCUCUCUCUCAUCACUUUCUCUUCUCCACCAAAACUUUCUCAAUCUCCGCCACCACAUCAUUCUCCACACCCUCUUCCUCCACCCAAGCCACCUCCUUCGACCUCCUAGAACAACACCUCUCCGCCCAAAACUUCCGCGAAGCCGACGAGGAGACCCGCCGCCUCCUCAUAGUCCUCGCCGGAGAACAAGCCCAGAAGCGAGGCUACGUCUUCUUCUCCGAGGUCCAGUUCAUCUCCGAAGCCGACCUCCAAGCCAUCGACGCCCUAUGGAGACAGCACAGCAACAACAAAUUCGGGUACAGCGUCCAGAAAAAAAUUUACGACAAGGUAGGCGACGACUUCACCAAGUUCUUCAUCAAGGUAGGGUGGAUGAAGAAGCUUGACACAGAAGUUUUGCAAUACAACUAUAGGGCAUUUCCCGGUGAGUUCAUCUGGGAGCUCAAUGAGAGCACUCCGGAGGGUCAUCUGCCAUUGACAAAUGCUUUGAGAGGUACCCAGUUGCUUAAAAGCAUUUUAAACCAUCCAGCUUUCAAGCCCACUGAAGAAGAAGUGCUUCUAGAAAAAGCUGCUGCUGAAGCCGAAGGUAACAUUGGAGUAACAGGUUUGAAGGGUUUCAUGGAUGGCUCCAAAAGCAAAAGAGUGCUCAAAUCAGAUUAUAGCUUUUAAAAUUUGAAAUAUCAUUAUCAUGAUGAAUUUGAAUAUUAUUCUGGAACAUACCUACUAUAUUAUUAUUAUUAUGCACAGAAAAAUUGAAUAACAUUUGGAUUUCUGUAACAA
Pyrus x bretschneideri (Chinese white pear) is the source of this 1023-nucleotide messenger RNA. RefSeq names its product tetrapyrrole-binding protein, chloroplastic. The transcript has a single exon. Gene Ontology annotation, biological process: chloroplast-nucleus signaling pathway. Gene Ontology annotation, molecular function: tetrapyrrole binding. The record is from RefSeq and is a predicted model, not a curated record. NCBI's taxonomy places the organism in Eukaryota, Viridiplantae, Streptophyta, Magnoliopsida, Rosales, Rosaceae. Gene Ontology annotation, cellular component: chloroplast. The coding region runs from base 121 to 912 and encodes 263 amino acids.